Nematolebias whitei (Rio pearlfish) is the source of this 1452-nucleotide messenger RNA. RefSeq names its product coagulation factor VII. The record is from RefSeq and is a predicted model, not a curated record. NCBI's taxonomy places the organism in Eukaryota, Metazoa, Chordata, Actinopteri, Cyprinodontiformes, Rivulidae. Gene Ontology annotation, molecular function: calcium ion binding; serine-type endopeptidase activity. The transcript is spliced from 8 exons. The coding region runs from base 76 to 1452 and encodes 458 amino acids. Gene Ontology annotation, cellular component: extracellular region. Gene Ontology annotation, biological process: blood coagulation; proteolysis.
AGUGUAUCCCCAUGUUAUCAUAAUGGGACUAAUGUUUGGACUGAUUGUGGUGGGUAAAGCAGACUUUGUACCUUCAUGUCCACAAAGACGAAGAACAGCGGAUUUCUGAAAACAUCCACUAUGCUGCCGAGAGUCUUCAUCAUCUUCAUCUUCAGCCUUCAGAGCUGCUGGUCGGCUUCAGUUUUUCUGGACAAACACCAGGCUUCUGGCGUCCUGGUCCGGACCCGCCGGUACAACACCGGCUGGCUUGAGGAGAUGAAAUUGGGAGAUCUGGAGAGGGAGUGUUUGGAGGAGAAAUGCAGCUUUGAGGAGGCCAGAGAAGUGUUUGAGCACACAGAGACCACGAAUGAAUUCUGGAAGACAUACUCCAUCCCAAACAGCUGUAAGUCCGGACCCUGCCAGAACGGAGGUACCUGCGUCAAUGAGGGGUCGUCCUACACCUGUCUGUGUCUUCCUCAGUUCACAGGACUCAACUGUGAGCUUGAACACAGGACAGAGUCCGACAGUUGCUUGCUGCAGAAUGGAGACUGUGAACAUUUCUGUGAAGAAGACGCCAGUGGACGAAGAGUAGCUUGCUCAUGCGCAGACGGCUACGUGUUGGACGCCGAUGGUCGGCGCUGCAACACUAAAGAGCCAAUAGCUUGCGGGACAGUUCCUGUCUUGCAGGGAGCAAACAAAGAGGAACACCUGAGAAUCGUGGGAGGAACCGAGUGUCCAAAAGGUGAAUGCCCCUGGCAGGUUUUGCUGGUGUAUAAAGACAAAGGGUUCUGUGGAGGAGUGAUUUAUAAACCAACAUGGAUUCUCACAGCAUCUCAUUGCCUGGAGAACACUCAACCACAGUUUCUGAAAGUCAUUGCAGGUGAACACAACAUUAACGUUAACGAAUCCACGGAACAGGUCAUCCAGGUUGUUGAGAUUAUCAUGCAUGAGAACUACGUGAUAAGGACUGUGGACAAUGACAUCGCCCUCCUCCGGUUAGCCUCUCCGAUAGUCUACUCCCCGUACGUUGUCCCGGUCUGCCUGCCAACACGACCGUUGGCCGAACGCGAGCUGUGGGCGGUAGAAUGGCACACGGUGAGCGGCUGGGGCAAGCGAAGCGAGAACGGGCCCACCUCGGUCCUCCUCAGGCGCACCAAGGUGCCGCGGAUACGAACCCAGACCUGUGUGGAGGAGAGCGGUGUGGCACUCACCACGAACAUGUUCUGUGCCGGAUACCUGGAUGGAAGGACAGACUCAUGUAAAGGUGACAGCGGUGGACCCCUGGUGACCCAGUACAAGAAGACCGUGUUCCUGUUGGGAAUAGUCAGUUGGGGGAAGGGCUGCGCCCGACCGGGCAACUAUGGAAUUUACACCCGAGUGUCCAACUACCUGGAGUGGAUCCAGAACCGUACCGUAACUCCACAUCUGCCCAAAAACACUACAAAUGGCGCACUGACCAACCUGACCACCUGA